CCGACCGACAAAUGUUCGGGAAAUGACGUCAGUGCAGACAAUAAUAUGGCGUCUACGAUCGCCGUGGAGGCUAUAGACAAACAACAUUUAGGGAUUCACCCUAAAUAACACAAGUUUAAUGUCACCUAAAGACGUCAACGGGUAGCAUAUCUCCGUCGAUAAUGAGAUAUCAUAUUUAAUUUCUCUGGACUUUGUCUAACACCAGCACUCCAUGUCCGAAGGACCUCGGGCUCCCUGGUCGAAGCGGGGUUGCGUGGAGUCGCAUCGCCGAGAGCAGGGCAAGUACAAGCAGAGGAAAUGUGAACGUCCCUUCAGCGCAGUGAAGCCGACAGUUGGCCAGGAGGCCUCUAAAAGGUGCCUAAUGGCAGGGGAAGUGGAGGUGUACCUUUCCCAAGUGCAUGACGGCAGCGUGUCGUCAGGCUUCAGAGCCUUGUAUGAGGAGCGACUGCUGCUCGAUGUCACUCUGCUCAUCGAGGAGCACCACUUCCAGGCGCACAAGGCUCUGUUAGCAACGCAAAGCGACUAUUUCCGGGUCAUGUUCACGGCCGAUAUGCGGGAACGUGACCAGGAUAAGAUUCACAUGAAGGGGUUGACGGCAGCUGGGUUUGGUCACGUCCUUCGCUUCAUGUACUACGGUUCUUUGGAGUUGAGCAUGCUCACUGUGCAGGAGAUCCUGCAGGCUGCCAUGUAUGUGCAACUCACCGAGGCUGUAGAGUUCUGCUGCUCCUUCCUGCUGGCCAAGAUCUGCUUAGAGAACUGUGCUGAGGUCAUGCGCUUGCUGGAAGACUUCAGCGUUGGCGUGGAAGGUGUGCAGGAGCAGCUUGAUGGAUUUCUGCUGGAGAACUUUGUGCCCUUGAUGGCGCGACCAGACUUCCUGUCUUAUCUGAGUUUGGAGAAGUUGAAGGCGUAUCUGGAUAGUGACCAGCUAAGUCGAUUUCCGGAAAUAGAGCUGUACGAGUCAGUGCAGGCCUGGCUGAGACAUGACCGGCGGCGCUGGAGACAUACGGAUGCGGUCGUGCAGAACCUGCGCUUUUGCCUCAUGACUCCUGCCAAUAUAUUUGAGAAGGUGAAGACAUCAGAGUUCUACCGUUAUUCCCGCCACCUGAGACUAGAAGUAGACGAGGCGCUCAGCUACUUCCAUCAAGUGAAUGAACAACCGCUGGCGGAAACCAAGUCCAACCGCAUCAGAUCUGUGAGACCCCAGACUGCUGUGUUUCGUGGAAUGAUUGGCCACAGCAUGGUCAAUAGCAAGAUCCUCCUCCUGCACCGGCCCAAAGUGUGGUGGGAAUUAGAAGGCCCACAGGUGCCACUCCGCCCCGAUUGCCUGGCCAUCGUCAACAACUUUGCUUUCCUGUUGGGUGGUGAAGAACUAGGCCCGGAUGGAGAAUUCCAUGCUUCUUCGAAGGUCUACCGCUACGAUCCCAGACAGAACUCCUGGCUACGCAUGGCCGACAUGUCCGUUCCCAGAUCAGAGUUUGCUGUCGGCGUCAUCGGGAAGUAUAUUUAUGCCGUCGCAGGCCGCACUCGCGAUGAGACGUUCUAUUCUACAGAGCGUUAUGACAUUGUUGAGGACAAGUGGGAGUUUGUAGACCCGUAUCCUGUAAACAAGUAUGGUCACGAAGGAACUGUGCUCAACGGGAAGUUGUAUAUCACUGGCGGCAUCACCUCCUCUUCCACCUCAAAACAAGUGUGUGUUUUUGACCCGGGACGGGAAGGAACUUCCGAACACCGUAUGCGGCGCACGCCUAUCCUCACCAACUGCUGGGAGAACAAGUCAAAAAUGAACUAUGCUCGUUGCUUCCAUAAGAUGAUCUCCCACAAUGGGAAGCUGUACGUGUUCGGCGGGGUGUGUGUGAUACUGCGUGCCUCUUUCGAGUCCCAGGGCUGCCCUUCGACGGAAGUGUACGACCCAGAGACAGACGAGUGGACUAUUUUGGCCUCUAUGCCUAUAGGACGCAGCGGACACGGAGUGGCAGUGUUGGACAAACAGAUCAUGGUGCUUGGAGGACUUUGCUACAACGGUCAUUACAGCGACUCUAUCCUCACAUUUGACCCAGAGGAGAACAAAUGGAAAGAGGACGAGUAUCCCAGGAUGCCUUGCAAACUGGACGGAUUGCAAGUGUGUAGUUUACACUUUCCAGAAUACGUUCUGGAACACGUGAGACGCUGCAGCUGAGUAUUUGUAACUUCUGGACAGUUUAGGAGACACGUUUACAGGUGUGACAAGUAAUACUAAUACUGUUGAAGCGUUUAAACUGUAGGCCAGUGCUUCUUUAAGAAGCAAAAUCCUUUUUAGGCUUAAAUUGUAGAAGGGAAAUUUGUUAUUUGGUCUGAGCAUUGGCGCAAAAACGAAUACAGACGAGCUUUUUGCUCAUAUGUCUGACUCAUUGCACUGUAAUCAUCCUGUAGAGCACAUAAUACUCUUCAUGUUUCGCUACAUUAUCCUCUCUGUGACGUUCUUCUAUAUCCCUUCAUUCUCUUCACAAGAAGUCAUGUUUUAUCCGUGCGUAUUUCCACAACAAGUCUGCUGUGUCUAGGAGCGGUUAGAAAAAUGAAAAGGAGACUAAAUGAAGUAGAGGAACUCAUGAAAAAAGUUACAAAAAAUUCCUGUCCCUUUUUUUUUCACAUUUACUAAUCUAAGAAUGCAUUUGUGCUGAUACUAGUGAUGUUGUAGUGGAUAAUGACUGUAAUGAUUGUAAUCUUGACGAUGAUGUUGACAAGCAUUGCACUCGUAUAAGGGCGUAUAUUACUGCUCUACAAUAACACCGGUCCUCCACUGCUGACAGCAAAGGGAGAAAAGGGGACAACAGAGAUUAGGGGACACAUAGUUCCUGCUUCUCCAACCUUUAUUAGUUGUGCUUAUGCUUAUUUUUUAACUUAUUUAUUAAAAUGGCAAAGCCUCGCCUUGAUCCAAUCCGUGUAAUGUAAUGAACUACUUUCUCUCUCUGUAUGUGUCUCUCAUUUUGUUUCACCAGCAAAGGGCUAAAGCACAUAUGCAUCUUGUGUUUAAUGUCUAGUAAAACACUUAAGAGCAGUUCUAUGAGUUUAGAUGUCAACUAUGUAUUAAAAUCAGUUGUAGUUAAAGGGGUAGUAAACGCAUUAUUCAUCAAUUUCUCACCCUUAUGUUGUUCCAA
Molecule: messenger RNA, 3134 nt
Organism: Sinocyclocheilus rhinocerous
Lineage: Eukaryota; Metazoa; Chordata; Actinopteri; Cypriniformes; Cyprinidae
Product: kelch-like protein 15
Exons: 4
Coding region: 212-2176 (654 amino acids)
Biological process (GO): nuclear protein quality control by the ubiquitin-proteasome system; protein ubiquitination
Cellular component (GO): nucleus; Cul3-RING ubiquitin ligase complex
Molecular function (GO): protein binding
Source: RefSeq, a predicted model, not a curated record